This is a messenger RNA of Acinonyx jubatus (cheetah), 6022 nucleotides long. It is a transcript of the gene GYS1, whose product is annotated as glycogen synthase 1. The transcript is spliced from 16 exons. Gene Ontology annotation, biological process: glycogen biosynthetic process. Bases 207 to 2420 code for a protein of 737 amino acids. The record is from RefSeq and is a predicted model, not a curated record. Gene Ontology annotation, molecular function: alpha-1,4-glucan glucosyltransferase (UDP-glucose donor) activity. Gene Ontology annotation, cellular component: cytoplasm. Lineage: Eukaryota; Metazoa; Chordata; Mammalia; Carnivora; Felidae.
CCGCCGGCCUCAGUGACGCUGCGGCCGCCUCCAGCCUACGGCCCAGAGCUCUGGGGCGGGGGUGCGGUCGUGCAAUAGGAAGCCGAGGGCGUUGCAAGCUUCCCGUCGGGCACCAGCUACCUGGCCCCGCGCCCUGCCCUUUGCAUUCCCCAGACACCUCGGGAGCCCCCACCUGUGGACCCUGGAGCCCCCUUCACGCGUCGGCCAUGCCUCUAAGCCGCACUUUGUCCAUGUCCUCACUGCCAGGACUGGAGGAUUGGGAGGAUGAAUUCGACCUGGAGAAUACAGUGCUCUUCGAGGUGGCCUGGGAGGUGGCCAACAAGGUGGGCGGCAUCUACACGGUGCUACAGACGAAGGCGAAAGUGACAGGGGAUGAAUGGGGUGACAACUACUACCUGGUGGGACCGUACACGGAGCAGGGCGUGAGGACCCAGGUGGAACUGCUCGAGCCCCCAACCCCAGCCCUGAAGAGGACGUUGGACUCCAUGAACAGCAAGGGCUGCAAGGUGUAUUUCGGACGCUGGCUGAUCGAGGGGGGCCCCCUGGUGGUGCUCCUGGACGUGGGGGCCUCAGCCUGGGCCCUGGAGCGCUGGAAGGGGGAGCUCUGGGACACCUGCAACAUCGGGGUGCCUUGGUACGACCGUGAGGCCAACGACGCCGUCCUUUUUGGCUUCCUCACCACCUGGUUCCUGGGUGAGUUCCUGGCCCAGAACGAGGAGAAGCCACACGUGGUUGCACACUUCCACGAGUGGUUGGCGGGCAUUGGCCUCUGCCUGUGCCGGGCCCGGCGGCUGCCCGUGGCCACAAUCUUCACCACCCACGCCACACUGCUGGGACGCUACCUGUGUGCCGGUGCCGUGGACUUCUAUAACAACCUGGAGAAUUUCAAUGUGGACAAGGAAGCAGGGGAGAGGCAAAUCUAUCACCGCUACUGCAUGGAGCGGGCAGCGGCCCACUGCGCUCAUAUCUUUACUACUGUGUCCCAGAUUACUGCCAUCGAGGCUCAGCACCUGCUCAAGAGGAAACCAGAUAUCGUGACCCCCAAUGGACUGAAUGUGAAGAAGUUCUCUGCCAUGCAUGAGUUCCAGAACCUCCAUGCUCAGAGCAAGGCUCGAAUCCAGGAGUUUGUGCGGGGCCAUUUUUAUGGGCACCUGGACUUCAACUUGGACAAGACCUUGUAUUUCUUUAUCGCCGGCCGCUACGAGUUCUCUAACAAGGGGGCCGAUGUCUUCCUAGAGGCCUUGGCCCGGCUCAACUAUCUACUCAGAGUGAACGGCAGUGAGCAGACAGUGGUCGCCUUCUUCAUCAUGCCGGCUCGGACCAACAAUUUCAACGUGGAAACCCUCAAAGGCCAGGCUGUGCGCAAGCAGCUUUGGGAUACAGCCAACACCGUGAAAGAGAAGUUCGGAAGGAAGCUUUACGAGUCCUUGCUGGUGGGGAGCCUCCCGGACAUGAACAAGAUGCUGGACAAGGAGGACUUCACUAUGAUGAAGAGAGCUAUCUUUGCCACGCAGCGACAGUCUUUCCCCCCUGUGUGCACCCACAAUAUGCUGGACGACUCCUCGGAUCCUAUCCUGACCACCAUCCGUCGAAUCGGACUCUUCAAUAGUAGUGCUGACAGGGUCAAGGUGAUUUUCCACCCAGAGUUCCUCUCCUCCACGAGCCCCCUGCUCCCCGUGGAUUAUGAGGAAUUUGUCCGUGGCUGCCACCUGGGGGUCUUCCCCUCCUACUAUGAGCCUUGGGGCUACACGCCGGCUGAGUGCACGGUUAUGGGCAUCCCCAGUAUCUCCACCAACCUCUCCGGCUUCGGCUGCUUCAUGGAGGAACACAUUGCAGACCCCUCAGCUUACGGCAUCUACAUUCUGGACCGGCGGUUCCGCAGCCUGGAUGAUUCCUGCUCGCAGCUCACCUCCUUCCUCUACAGCUUCUGCCAGCAGAGCCGGCGGCAGCGCAUCAUCCAGAGAAACCGCACGGAGCGCCUCUCAGACCUUCUAGACUGGAAAUACCUAGGCCGGUACUAUAUGUCCGCGCGCCACAUGGCGCUGGCCAAGGCCUUUCCAGAACACUUCACCUAUGAGCCCCACGAGGCUGACGCGACCCAGGGCUACCGCUACCCUCGGCCGGCCUCCGUGCCGCCAUCGCCCUCGCUGUCGCGACACUCAAGCCCUCACCAGAGCGAGGACGAGGAGGAGCCACGGGACGGGCCGCCCGACGUAGACGGGGAGCGCUACGAUGAGGAAGAGGAGGCCGCCAAGGACCGGCGCAACAUCCGCGCCCCCGAGUGGCCGCGCCGCGCCUCCUGUGCCUCUUCCACCAGCGGGAGCAAGCGCGGCUCCGUGGACACAGCGCCCUCCAGCUCAAUCAGCACUCCCAGCGAGCCCCUCAGCCCCGCCAGCUCCCUGGGCGAGGAGCGCAACUAAGUCCCGCCGCCCCACACUCCCCGCCCAUCCUGCCUCCCUCGUCCAGAGGGCGGACGCAGAAUGGCACUGUUCCGAAACCCCACUCCACAUCCCGAACCCGCCUUGGGGUCCACAGCCCCGUCCCCUCCGCCGUACACUCCAGCCCUUCUAGCUCCUCUCUGGGAAUCCCCGACACUCCGGAAUCACAACGCCGUGCCUUUCCUGGGUUCCAGAAUGCAUACACUGUGCCCCGGAGCCCUUCGGGCCUGGCCUGGGCCUCCUCCCUCCCCGGGAGGGCCGGGCACCUGCCGUUACCCUGCCAUGGUGCCAGGGGUUUUAGGAAACCUGGUCUGUUGUCAUACAGGCAGGAGGCUCCUGGAGCCCUUGUGGCUUGCUGAUUUUCCAGCACGCCGAAGAUGCCAUGCUCGGCUGUGGCCUGGGGGCCACCAAGCUCUGGAAACCAUGUGGUGUCCCUGUUAAUGGGGCAAUCAAGUCCACAGCUGGGGCACUUUCAGGGACUUAACUGAAUCCAGAAGGUCCUCCAUUUCAACUCCAAAACUCGGGCUCCAGACCAGGGCAUUCGCGUCCUUACUCUGAUCUUAGCCCUUGUUGGGGUGUCUGGCUCUGCCUGGAGGGCCCCCCCACUACUGCUCUCCUUUUUCUCCAUAUUUUGGCCAAUGGGAGGUGGGGGGUGGUACAGAACCACUUGACUUCUCAUUCCUAUUGGAGAACAUGCAGUCUUGGUCUAGAUGCCUUUCUGGCCUUUUUUGAACCAGACCCUGUACCUCCUUCCCGGAGAGUCUGAGCUCUCCCCCCUAUCUUGAGAUUCCCGUGCCCUCCAGGGAAUCCCCUUGCUGAGGACUGAAGGGGCCGUCUUCCCCUGCCACAACCUCAGACCCCUAGGCCCACCGUAAAACCACUGGGUGCUAGGUCCCGGCUGCCGAAUCUGGAACCUCACCACUGUGCUGCUUCCUGGUCCCUUUCCCCGGUCUAGAAUGGAACCCACUUGGUUCUAGAACUUUCAUAUUUACCUCGAGGCUCUUCCAUCCUUAAGCUGUGUCCUGCCCCCCAGCUUUGGUGAAAGGGAGGGGCCCUUCACGCGUGCUGUGCUGUGUCUGACGCACUUGCUUUGCAAGCUGGGAGAGCAGAAGAGGUGUGAUUGAUGUGUGUCCAGAGAUGAAAAAAAUACAUCUAUAUUUAAGAAUCUGAGGUUUGGUCCACUCUGAGGGCUUGCUGGGCCUGGCUGCCGGCCCCUCCCUCCUCUUGGCUUCUUUCCCUCCUCUUCCCCUCCCGCUGCCGCACUACUGGGUCUCUGAUACCCUCACUUCACUGCAGAUAAAAUAUUUCCAUCACUGCGAAAAGUUCUGUUGGACAGAACUAGCUUAGAGCGUGUUCCCAGGGCACUGGCCUCUGGACUUUAGUCCAACUGCCCCCCUGGAUGGCUCUAUUUCCGGGAAAACGGUUUUUUUCACUUCUCGUCUUCACUACAGUGCAUCUCCAAGCUAAUCACAUUUUGGGGGAGUAGAAAACUAGAUUCGCAUGUGUGACCAUCCUUCCCGUUAGCCACGGUGUUUGUGAUGGACGCAGAAACCCCUUUCCCCUGCCAGAAUCACGAGUGGCCACCGAAGUUGGGAGACAACAGGUGUGGUGUCAGAACAGAAGUCCAGGAGCCACUUCCUGUUAAGAUUCUACCAGAAACGGAAGGGUCAAGGGGGUCAUAGUGUUGUAGCUUGGACCCAGUAGCUAACCUGCUAAUCCUCCUCAAGCUUGUUCAGUCCCCGUUUGGAGAAUUUAGCCCUAAGUUUCACAUCCCAUUUCUGUGCUGAGCCCCACACCCCCAGCUCAGCACCUCUUGCACACUCUGUGCUCCCGCUGCUGGACAUUAGUCAUCAGAGCCCGUUUCUGGUUACUGUUUAUCGUCUCUAAAUGCCUCCUUCCAACUACUAACAGUAGGUCUUGCUAGAUUCCUUGGGAGUCUGGGCUCUCCCCUGUAGGAGGGGCAGUUGACAGCCCAGCAAAGCAGAGAACCUGCUACCCCACCCCACCCCCUGGGGAAGAUCUGGGGGGCCAACAGCACUCCCUGCGGGGGCGGAACAGCUAGAAGCCUUGCGAAAAUCGGUACCACCUCAUAUCACACACACCCAAAACCACCAGUAGUUGCUGCAAAAAAGCUUUAUUGUUUUCAUUUGGUCCACGGCUUGGGCGAAGGCUCCAGGCUGGUUAAAAAGCUGCCUAGUGGCUGCAAGGAGAGACUCAGGCACAAGCCCUGACAUCUGGGGGGAAUGCCAGAGGGACCCUCUGGAAGGCUGCUGGGCUCCAGAGACUUCUAGUCGUGCUUGAGGGUGAGUCUUUCGAAGAGAUACUCGCCCAGCUCGGCCUGGGGGCCGGACAGCCUGCGGAGAUUAGUCAGAUGGUCGCCCAUCUUCUUAAUGAGUUUCACCUCCUCAUCUAGAAAGUGAUUCUCCAGGAAGUCACAGAGCUGAGGGACAGGACAGGAGAAAAUAUGGUCAGUUACACAUUAACGGUGCGACGGAGGGGGAAACGAGGCUCAAAAGGAAAUUUGCCUAAUUACGUGUGGAUGAAGGGGGUACUCACAUGGGGGUCUGCGCGGGCAGAACCCAGGGCAUGCAGAUCCAAAAGGCCCUGGUUCAAGUUCUUCUCCAGAAGCAGGGCGGCUUCCAUGGCGUCCAGGGUUUUACCCCACUCAUCUUGGGACGGCUUCUGUACAGAUGACAGAGGGCUCAGGACUCGCUACAUACGUGGCAAAGCCGUCUAAGAUCUCGCAUCUUAUCACCCCCAGUCUCCUACAACCACCCAUGCGACGACACCACGUUGCGGCGUGGACAGCUACGGCUUUGGGAACCCGGGGGCGCCUCCAUUUCGAGCAGCACAAAAGCGAACACAAUCGCCCAGAAGCCCACGCGGUGCCUAAACCGCUCCGCGCGCGCGCGGGCUGCUGGGAUAUGUAGUCCGCCGCCCGCGCACUAUUUACCUGCACGUCCAGGAAGAGGGCGCGGCCGCCGCGCUGGUUUUGCAUCUUCAAGAGGCGCUCGGCGCCCUCCCGCUUCUCCUCAGCCAACUCGCGGAAGAAGUGGCCCACGCCCUCCAGAGCCACAUCGUCACGGUCGAAAUAGAAGCCCUGCGGGAAGAGAUGGCGCGAACACGGGUUACAGGGCAGAAAGGCCGGCCAGGCGCCCCGACUCCGCCCCCCGACUACCCAACGGGACAAAGAAAGCCAGCGCGUGCGCAGAGGGCCAGAGGUGCGCACUUGGGGGAAACUUGGGCUGGGGGCGUCCUGGGGACCCUCACCAGAGAGAGGUAGGUGUAGGAGGCCCGCAGAUGCAUGUUGACCAGGCGGUUGACGGCGGCCUCCACCUCGGUGGAAUAAUUCUGACGAAUCUGGGAGCUCAUGGUUGGUUGGUAACGAGGAGCUAAGUUCAAAAUCGGGUGUUGGCUGGUCCCGGAGGCAGAGGAUGGGCAAGAAGAUGGCUCCGAAGGUGGCGACUGGAAAAAAGGUUGGAGGGUAGUCGGAGGCAGGUAGAAGGGGCGUCCCUGGGUCUGUUCCGUCCAAACACUGUUGAAGCAAGACACAGAGCCGCAGGACCGCCGGGCGCACUGCUAAA